Lepisosteus oculatus (spotted gar) is the source of this 2843-nucleotide messenger RNA. RefSeq lists its product as uncharacterized. Gene Ontology annotation, molecular function: oxidoreductase activity. NCBI's taxonomy places the organism in Eukaryota, Metazoa, Chordata, Actinopteri, Semionotiformes, Lepisosteidae. The record is from RefSeq and is a predicted model, not a curated record.
GGCACCAGUUGCAGUUUUUUUCUGGAUGAACUUUUUGGAUUAACUCAGAGUUUUCUAUUCUUCUUCUUUUUCUACAUACUGCUUCAUCUCUCAGAUGAUAUCUUCCUCUCUGUUUCUAAGCUAGAGUUUCACUUUCCAGCUGCCGAUGCUGGACGUGCUGAUAAUAGGGGGAGGGCCUCAUGCCUUGACCCUGGCCUCCCUGUUAACCAGCUCAGACUCUCACACCGUGCCCACGAAUACAGACAUUUUGGAUGGUGUUGUUUUGAGUAAAAGCCGUCUGAAGAAUGGAAAGCCAAAGAAAAGGGGAAGAUACUCCACCAGUCACGCCGACGAGUAUGCGGCGGCCGCGGAGCCAAUGGCAUACGCUCCGUUACAGUUGAAAGUGGUGGAUUACUAUGGAGAGUGGACAGCCCUGUGGGAGAGGCAGUUUGCAGCACUGGGUAUACCUCACCUGCGCUCGCACACUCUGGUGCACACAGAUCCGCUGAACAAGAAAGCCUUGCAGGAAUUUGUUUUAAAGUAUGAACGCUUUAAGGAACUACAGUACCUCCCAGAACAAAUUUAUAUUGAUGAUGAAAAUGCCUUUUUCAAUGACAACCGUCUUGGCAAGAAAGACAAGAAGAAGCUUACAACUAACACCAGCCUUAGGAAACAUUUGUAUUUCAGCUUGCCAGGGACAAAACUCAGUAUGGACUUCUUUAAGGAACAGGUGUGCAAAUACCACCUCGAAAACCUCCUGUUCAAAGGAACAGUGGAGAGAAUUAUUCCAGUUUUAGGAACUCAGUCACCUGCAUUACAAGUGACAGACAACCAGAGAAAGGCACAGUACUUCAGAGUGGUGCUGCAGAGUGGAGAAACUAUUGAGACGAAGCAGGUGGUCCUGGCAACAGGUCCCACUAGGACCCAGAUGGCCAAUGUUCCUUCCUGGGUCAGUGCAAUCGGUGAGAGUUACCCAGAGGACCGUCUCCAGCACACAGUGCACCUAAUGCACGGCCAGCAGCUCAUACAGCAACAGGAAGAAAAACGAAUUAGCGAGGAACCGGAGGCAAACACCAGAGCUCCGCCUCUUGUGUGCCGGAGAGGAGAGAAGGUGAUGGUGAUUGGAGGAGGCCUGACGAGUGCGCACGUCAUCUCCCUCGCCCUGCAGCAGGGAGCUUGUCAUGUGACCUGGGUCAUGCGAAAACAUUUACAGCUGAAGCAGUUUGAUGUGGGUGAUGUCGAGGCUCUAAUUGGACGCUACUCCCACAUGGAACAUGGCAUAAAGUUGGAUGGGCUGGCAUACCUCCGUCAGUUUUAUAACGAGAGGAGUCUGCACAGGCGUCUUGCAAUGAUCCGCCGCGCCAGAAAGGGAGGUGCAGUAACCCCAGAGGCCUACGAGCACCUGCAGCCAUUCCUGGCCAGUGGAAGUGUGACUGUGAAAACCUACUGCCAGGUUACAGAGGCUAAGUGGUCUUACAAGGGACAGGUGUGGAAUGUUUGUUUGAGCAGUGGUGAGCACUGGACAGGGGAGAGAAUCUGGCUGGCUACAGGCUGUAAACUUGAUGUCACUCAAGAUCCUUUACUCAGCGAUGUCAUUAAAGAGUUCCCUAUUCAGGUCCUUGACGGUUGGCCUUCAGUCUCCGAGAAUCUGCAGUGGGCACCUGGCUGUGCCCUUUACCUGAUGGGACAGUAUGCCGCACUUCAGAUUGGGCCUCAUGCUGUGAAUCUGGCUGGAGGUCAGGCAGCGAGUGCGCGGAUUGCGAAGGCCAUUCUCAAUAAGCACCGAGCCGCUGGCGAAGAAAGCACAGCUCCAGACAGACACCUGGCAGCACAAACACGAGCUGAGGAAUACACUCGGCAGAUGCAUGGACUAAUGUGGCUGUGAUAUCGUGAGACUAGGUCACGAUGAAUGUCUUCCCCCUGAAAACAAAUCAUCACAAAUUCCAUUUGAACGGAAAAGACUUUUCAAAGCCCUCUAAACCCAUAGCCACAAAUGGAUUAGGUUCACAAAGACUGUGAACAAAUUUUAUGAUCAAUUUUCAUGUGAGAUUAAGAGUGUAUUGUAUUACCCCAUAUAAGGUGGCUCCCUCCAGUCUUCUCUUUAACCACAUGGUCACGCUAGGGUACACUUCAGUUACUCUCUCUAUCCCCCUUUCCCUCUCUCCCCUAGUGAUCAGCACUCACACUAUAAACUAAAGAGUAAUAAACCCCCCCUUUGAGGGAACUGAACUCCUGUUGCUGAAACCAGGCUGGAGACAGGAGGGAGGUUUAUUGCCCUUUAGUUCACAGUGGGUAUGCUGGUCACUAGGGGGGAGACAGAAAGGGGGGACAGCGAGUGAGAGUGACCGCACAGUCCCGUAGCACAACAUGUAGAGAAAGAGAAGUGUGGGGGAACCCCCCUUACACCCCCUUAGGGUAAGGCAGGAGGAAACAGAUGCAAGUCAGGGUCAAGGCUGUAAAGGAAGUGGGGCAGUUUAACACCAGGGGAGAGCGGAACACUGCAAUAUUUUAAAAUAAUGCCUAAAUUGUGGCACCUUUAUGUGUUGUGUUGUAAAUAAUGUGCAUUAUAUUACUGCUUUACUAGAAUACUCCAACUAAAACAUUAAGGGGUGCCCCUGCUGUCUGUAUAGCCAGUAUUACUGCAUCAUGCCUGAGAAAUCACAUACCAGACUGGAGAAAUCUGUAGGUUAUUUUUACAGCUUUGGUUUCUUGUAAAGUAAUGCUGCUAUCAUCAACGAGGAAGCAGUGUCUCGUAAUUACGUCUUACUAAGACCUACUACUGUACCAUGUCAGUCCCAUGCACUUUCUCGAGUCUGUAUUACACUACGAUAAGCUGUUUAUAUUAUAAAUAAAACUGCCAUAAA